AUGGCAGCGCCAGGUGAAAAGUUCUUCAUCCAAGACGCUCUCAAGACUCCCGCCGUCCAUCACGAGAGCUUUGAGCAAUUGUGGAAGACGAAAUGGCAGCAGCCGUGCAAGAUGGGCGUCUAUCCCUUCAUGUUCAGCGCCGAGUCGGACUUCGCCCCAAUUGUCGAGCGUCUGAUAAAGGUAUAGAGACCCUGAUCAUAGCUCAACAUGGGAUGCUGAGAGUGCAGUAGGAAGGCCAGAAGGAGCCAUACGAUUGGGACCGGUACGCCGAGGCCUUCUUCCCCAAGGCAGAGGAGCUUGUUCGUGAAGCCGAAAAGGCCGAACAAGAGGGCAACCAGGAGAAGGCUUCCGAGUUAUACAUGUGCGUCUCUCUGAUGCCAGAUUUGCGUUCCAUCUGACAAUGAGCAGGCGAGCAUCAGCAGUCUACCGCAUCUCUCGCUUUCCUGCGCCACGUUCCGAGAAGCAGAGAUAUGCUUGGCAAGAAGGCAAGAAAGCGGCCAAGAAAGGUCUCGCUAUGCGCGAGCGACCAACCAAAGAAGUCAUCAUCCCCCACAAAUACGGUAAUCAGGAUGAUGGAAAGGAAAUUCCAUUCUACUACCAUCUACCGCCUGGAACAUCAAAGGAAAAUCCGGUCCCUCUCGUUAUCAUCCUCACGGGUCUCGACGGCUACAGGACGGAGCUGGCGGUCUGGAUCGAAGGCUGGUCGCAGAAGAAUGUAGCCGUCAUGGUUUUGGAGAUUCCCGGCACGGGUGACUCUCCUGCCGCACCAAAUGAUCCAAAGUCCCCAGAUAGGGCAUUUGAUUCUCUGUUCGAGUGGAUUGGACAGCAAAAGGAAAUCGACCAGUCCCGAAAAGCCAUGUGGGCGUUUAGUACCGGCGGAUACUACGCCAUCCGCGUUGCACACACGCAUCCAAACAUGCUCUCUGGUGUUGUGGCUCUCGGUGGAGGCUGUCAUUACAUGUUCCACCCAGAAUGGCUUUCACAUGUCAAUCACUUAGAGUACCCAUUUGAUCUAGCGACAACAUUGGCAUACAAAUUCGGGUACGGAAACGACCUUGAAACUUUCAAAAAAGAAGCGAUGAAGUUUUCUCUGCUCGAAGACGGGACUCUGGACAAGCCGCAAUGCGCCAAGCUCCUCCUGGUAAAUGGAGUCAAUGAUGAGAUUUUCCCGAUCGACGAUUACUACCUGUGCCUGCUGCACGGUGCGCCGAAAGAGGCGAGGUUUGUGGAAGACAGAAAACACAUGGGCGAGCCGGAAUCAUUCUUCAUCAUCAUUCGGUGGAUCUACGAUCUCUUCGGUUUGCAAGGUCAUCCAGGGGAGCAGAUGAAGACGAUUCCUUCGAAGCCGAAAUAUGUCGAGGGAUAA
Molecule: messenger RNA, 1366 nt
Organism: Lecanosticta acicola
Lineage: Eukaryota; Fungi; Ascomycota; Dothideomycetes; Mycosphaerellales; Mycosphaerellaceae
Source: the annotation of a GenBank genome assembly